Molecule: messenger RNA, 3257 nt
Organism: Hyalella azteca
Lineage: Eukaryota; Metazoa; Arthropoda; Malacostraca; Amphipoda; Hyalellidae
Product: putative transcriptional regulator cudA
Exons: 3
Source: RefSeq, a predicted model, not a curated record
ACUUAUCACCGGACUUGCUUUCGUCUCCCAAGUUGAAGAUUCUGCUAGCUAGCCUUCAUGGAGAUGCUAUGCAGUCCGAUGCAGCCAGGAAGGCUUUAGCCAAUUGGGCCACAACUAACGCCAAGGAAGUGUUUGCGGUAUCCCUCUUCCAGCACCUCUUGCCGACACUCGACAAAAUGAGUGAUUAUCAAGUGAGGCAGUUCAAAGAUGCCGUGAAGAAUUACCGCUGUCCUGCUUCUACUGGACAAGCCAAUGCAAAAGACUCUGUGCCUCCUGCAGCUUAUCGCAGCUACGCCCUGCCAAGUGAUGCCACAUUGGUGCCCCUGCCUUCUGUUGGCAAGGCACUUCUUUCUAACGAAAGCCUUGCAUCAUUUGAUGCAUUCUUCGCUUGUCGAUCAUCACAGAAGGGAUGCUUGAGCAAGAAUGUUGGUCAGGAGACUCAACUGAGUCACGAUCUUCUGGACGUCGUUCCUUCGAAGUUGGACCAAAAGUUGUAUAUUUCAAAUAGAAACUCGGAGGCAUCGUCCAGAAACUCGCAAUUGGUCCUAACUACAGCCUUUCCUGAAGACCGUCCUAGCAACUGCAAGCCUUCGUUGAUGUCUCAAACUCGGCAUCCGACUGGGGCAGAUUUUGGUGUAGUUAAACAGGAAUUGCCGCUGCAAAACAAUUCCUCGUCAUGUUCCUCAAUCGUCCACAAGUUUUCCGUGAAGUCUGAGACCAGCAAGAAAAGGAGUCACUCUUUCACUUUGGACAACAAAUCAAGCUUGCAUGUGCUGAGUUCCCGCUCACAAGUUCCCGCUUCUUGCUCGAAACCGCGCCAGGCUGACUUCCCGAACGCCAUCACCAACUCUUUCCAAAUCGAGCUGUGUGGGAACCUUGAGGAGAAAAAUGUUCAUACCUUAGACAACUUGUCUUUUAAUUCAAACUCGACCUCGAAUCAAAUUGCGUUCAAGAGUGACCAAUCAAAUGACGUUUUGUUUGUAGCUGCAACUCCUUCAGAUAGUACGUUCAGCGAGAUGAACAAAGCUGAUAUCAGCCAACAGAUUGAUGAUCUACGCAAUUUUUUGGAGCAAGUUGAUAAUCAAGAAGCACCAAACAGUGGCUCCUUGCCUCAGUCUGGUGACUUCUCAGGAAGCUCAGCAGGUAGCGAAACCACUGCUCCCAAUGAGACUUCUAUUCUAAGCAAUGCAUCAAGCUCGACUCAGUCUUACAAAAGCGGCAACGUCACGAACCAAGAUGUAACUGCACAUUCGUUUACCUUUGCCAAUAAUGGUGACUCAAAUAACAACCAAGCAACAAGGUUCGCUGAAAACCGAAUUGUUGCCCCUGACCAACAAUCUUUCAACGCCUUUUCUAAUCCAAGAGCCAAUCUAAUAAUUGAGAGUCAAAAUGGCGAGAAAAAUAUUAUGCAAAGCUUCAACUGUUUUGAGACUCGGCCAUGUGCCUCCAAUUCGACACUCGACAAUCUCAUUUCUGAUUCACAUGGUGUAAUAGCUUUGGUCCCGGCAUCUCAUCAAAAUUUAGGGCAGAAUUUGCAGCACAGUAACGAUUCCCUGGAGAUGAACAAAUCAGGGCGUGAGCAAGGUAUGCUGCUAGCUCAGCCUGUUCCACAGACUGUCCUCAUCAGGGAUCUGCGACAUCAGAACAUUCAGGAGCACAUUCAUCAACAGCAAGCUGAGCAACAAACACAUCAACAGCAAGCUGAGCAGCAAAUGCAACAAACGCAUCAACAGCAAGUUCAGCAGCAAAUGCAACUAACACAUCAACAGCAAGCUGAGCAGCAAAUGCAACAAACACAUCAACAACAAGUUCAGCAGCAAAUGCAACAAACACAUCAACAACAAGUUCAGCAGCAAAUGCAACAAACACAUCAACAGCUAGUUGAGCAGCAAAUGUUACUAACACAUCAACAGCAAGCUGAGCAACAAAUGCAACAAACACAUCAACAACAAGUUGAGCAGCAAAUGCAACAAACACAUCAACAAGUUAAGCAGCAAAUGCAACAAACACAUCAACAGCAAGUUGAGCAGCAAAUGCAACAAACACAUCAACAGCAAGCUGAGCAGCAAAUGCAACUAACACAUCAACAAGAGUUGAUGCAGCAGCAAGCCCAGCAAACGCAAAUUCACAAAGCGCGACAAAUGCAACAAAGUAUUCAAAUAUCACAUCAGCAGCAAAUGCAACUCACGCAACAAGAAAUUCAGUCUCAACAACUGAAACUUCUUCAUCAUACACAACAAUUACAGGAAUCUCUGCAACAGCUGCAACAUUCCAACCCCGCACAACAACAACAACAGCUGCUGCUGCAACAUUCCAACCCCGCACAACAACAACAACAGCAGCUGCUACAACAUUCCAACUCGGCUCAACCGCUGCUGCUUCAACAUUCCAACCCGGCACAACAGCAGCUGCUACAACAUUCCAACUCGGCUCAACCGCUUCUGCCUCAACAUUCCAACUCUGCGCAACAGCAGCUGCAGCAAUUUUCGGAGAAUCGGCAGCAACAGCUUCAAUUGUCUCGUCAUAUACAUCAAUUUCAGCAGCAAGAGCUUGCCAGUGACCAUCACCAGCUGCAACAGCAGUCCAGUGGCAAUUUUCAGGUAGAUAUCCUUCCUGCCCAAUCUUUCCCAAGCAAUGUGCUAUCAUUAUCUCCGGAGUCACAAGUUAACACCGACCAACGUCCAGUGUACGGCACUGAAGUGCUGCAACUGCUAUCGUCAUCCCCACACGAGCAAAGUCGCCAGACAACUCUGCAAACCUCAGUCACUUCUCAGCAAAUACAAGCAAAUUAUUCACAAAAUUCUUUUGGUCCAAUAAAACCAAACGAGCCUCUGGAUAAUGCACAUUAUUCAUCAUUGUUGUCCAGCCACGAGUCCCUUCUUAACGGCAUAAUAGACCUGCAACAGCAGUCUAACUUCAGGACAGUCUCAGAAGCCGCCUCAAAUUCUACGAACAACGCUCCUCAGAGCUUUGGAAACUUGCAAAGCAUUAAUGCCUGCCACAGCGCUUCAGAAGGUUCCUUGUCCAGAAUGGAUCUGGAUGCAAACUCGUCAGUAACAUUGACAACCUCAUCCGAAGCGAUUACUAUUGAGGCAUCUUCAAACUUGCCAUCAAACGGCAUUUUCUCGUCAAUAAAGCCUUCGGUUAUGGUCGGACAAAACGAUCCUCUUCUUUCUCAGGUCAACCGUUCCGACAAAUCAUGGACAACAAACACUAAUUUCACGCUAGGUCAAGAUCUCUUCGAACCCAUACUUUGA